Molecule: messenger RNA, 1766 nt
Organism: Pseudoliparis swirei
Lineage: Eukaryota; Metazoa; Chordata; Actinopteri; Perciformes; Liparidae
Product: serine protease FAM111A-like
Source: RefSeq, a predicted model, not a curated record
AUGUUCUGUGGAGUUAGACAUCUGGUGAAGAUCCAGAAGUCCUUCAGUGAAGUGCACAGAGUCAGGCAGCUGGUUAAACUCGGAGAAUCAGUUUGCAAAGUGGUUGUUGAAGGAUUUGGUGAGGGAACGGGUUUUGUGCUGUUUGACAACUUCAUCCUGACUAACGCACACCUUUUCAAAGAUUGUGUGGAAGAAGGAAGGCUGAAGAGCGAGACAAAGGUGUAUGCUCUAUUUAACUAUGAGGAUCCUGAGCCGCACAUGAAGUACAUCUGCUAUCCAGUGAGUAAAGUUGUGUCGCUACGACCGGAUAAGCUUGACUAUGCCAUUGAGAUCGAUCCUGAGGGCCUGAUAUCCUUUAAGGGCCCAACGCCAACUCAGCAGAUCAAGGUGCCACCAGGGCUCCUGAAGGUCUUUGGUCCAAUGCCGUCAGACGGGGAAGCCUGUAUUGUUGGUCACCCGGCAGGAAGUGUGAAACAAAUGGAUCCAACAUGUAUCAUUGAGAAAGAGCAGCGGCAGCCGGCUGUCAAUGAUCAACUAUCUCCAUACACAGACACUCUUUUCACUCUUAUGUCAAUCACUCGCGUUUUAGGAGAUCAAGGCAUCAACAACGUAAUGAUGGACGGAAAGCUAGCGGACAAAGUGGUGACGUACAACACGUUCAUGUACCACGGAGCUUCUGGCUCUCCGGUGUUUGACGCUCGUUGUCGAGUGUUUGGUUUGCACACCGCAGGAUUUCUCUUUGGGUUCCCAAAAGACACAAAGAGUGUGUUAGAGUUCGCCCAACCUCUGCUGACCAUAUUUAAAGACUUUGUGAGGUGGCUGAAGGAACAAAGAGAUGACGAUUUGUUGCAGAGAGUUAAGGAGGCAGCAGAGGGAAACUCAUACUUACAGGAAGUACUCAACGCAACAGACACAGAAAGCCCGACUUUCAAAGACGAGCCAAUUGAAUAGGCGAUUUCCCCCGGUAGAGGCCCGUUUGAGUCUGUUUCCUGUCAUGUGAUGAGCACUCGAUUUUAGCCUGAAAUUUCUGGUGGGGCGAUUUUGUAUGACGUCAUGUUUUUCUUCUUCUUCUUAGUCACGGGGUACAGGUCUCGCGGUUUUUCCAUUAUUCCAGUCUAGUUGCCAGGCAGAUUUCGUGGGGCGGAUCUGAACGUUAACUUUGGCCUGUGUGUUGCGCUCAUUGGUGUUUCCAUGGUAACGGAGGGACAGCAGAGAGCAGCGUUUAACCAGCAAGAGUCGUGUUACUCCAAAACAAGACGAUAACGCUCGUGAGUCGAGUUCAUUCACGCAUAUUCACGCUACGUUGCAUUAAAAAAAAUAUAUAUAUAUAUUUUGCCGCGAAGUACGAAUGUUUUGAUCUGUCUGCACAACAUCCGGUGGCUCUGGUGGGGCAGUGCCCCCCCCGGCCCCGAGUCGCUGUAACCAUGGUAACAUUAAAGCAUGGUGGGAGGAGCAACUCGCUGCUUUAGUUCCUUUCACAGAACGACUGUAUUUCAGCCGACUGCUGUUGUUUUCAUGUGGUUUGGUUGUUUGUGUUGGUUAGAAUUAGAUUGUUCUCAUAUUCUGUGUUCCCCAUGUGACCUUUAAAAGGAAACUUAAGGCAGCAAUAAUUGGAAAGGAAAUUAUAGUAGAUUAGUAGGGAUGCACCGAUCUGAUCGGCGCCGAUCCAUAUCGGCCGAUAUUGCCAUUAUCGGUUUUGAUCGGCGUUCUCAAAACGGCCGAUCAAACCGAUCGAUCAGAUGACGUAACAUCUGCGAGAACUAUCA